AUGUGGAAGUUGUUUCCGGGCGUCUGCCGUCUAGACGGGUAUACAUACGAUCCGAUUUUUGGUGUAUGCAUUCAUCUGUACACUACUGCUUUGAUCUGGGACAAGGCUGUGGAGGCUUGUUCAAACGACAGUGCGUAUCUCCUCAUACUUGACACCGUGGAGAAAGUGCAGGCCACAAAAACUGGUGUUCAUAAGGAACGCUUUGCAGAAUCACAUCAUUGGUGGUUAGGAGGUUAUGAUUAUGAUGACGGCCCCGCUAAUGACUUUCGAUGGAGCAAUGAUGCAACUAUAUUUGGCAACACGAUAGAAAACUCAAAAUGGAAGAAAACAUUUACCGGAACGAAUUUUGUCUACAAUGACGGCGUCGUAUUUUCCCAGCAGACGUCAGGCUCCAUUAGUUGUGCACAGGCCUGUCAAUUACACACCACGACUUGUGUAGAGUUUUCCUAUGCGAUAACGACAAAGGAGUGCCGAGGGUACAACGGACUUUCGCAAAACCCUGUCAGCCAAGCAAAUGCAAAUAUAUGGACAUUCGCCUGCCGUCUUGACGGGUACACCUACGACCCAGCCCUCCGUGUGUGCAUUCGUCUGUACACCGUUACUAAGACAUGGCAGGAUGCAGCUGAUGCGUGUUCUGCCGAAACAGCACAACUCCUCAUUCUGGACACAGUACAGAAAUUGCAGGCUACGACAACCGGUGUUCAUAAGGACCUCUUUGCAGCCGGAGGUAUUUGGUGGAUAGGAGGUUAUGAUAAUGACGCCGGUCCUGCUAAUGACUUCAAAUGGGGCAAUGGUCAAAUAAUCGACGCUAAUUUGUUUUCUCCAAUCCAGCCGGAUAACGAUCACGAAAGAUGUAUACAUCUGAACAGCGAACCAGGGCUUAACGACUUCUCAUGUUCUAGUGCAUUAUUCUAUGUGUGCCAGAAAAACAUUUAGGAAUUUAGAAACAUGUUCAACACAGGACAUUCUCU
Messenger RNA from Pecten maximus, 971 nucleotides. RefSeq lists its product as uncharacterized. Bases 1 to 936 code for a protein of 311 amino acids. The transcript has 6 exons. The record is from RefSeq and is a predicted model, not a curated record. NCBI's taxonomy places the organism in Eukaryota, Metazoa, Mollusca, Bivalvia, Pectinida, Pectinidae.